Macrosteles quadrilineatus (aster leafhopper) is the source of this 980-nucleotide messenger RNA. RefSeq lists its product as uncharacterized. Lineage: Eukaryota; Metazoa; Arthropoda; Insecta; Hemiptera; Cicadellidae. The coding region runs from base 67 to 954 and encodes 295 amino acids. The transcript has 3 exons. The record is from RefSeq and is a predicted model, not a curated record.
ACCAAACAUCAAACAAUGUAAACAGGUUUCAAAAUUUCAAGUCAAGUAAUUUUAGAGAAUCGCAACAUGUCACACAGAAACGAGCCGGCUCGAGAACGGAGGCGAAUGCAGUUGAAGCAACGUGGAAGUCUGUCAUCUCUACCUCUGAACGACUUCAAGAAACGGAGGUUGACUUUGGAGAACCACUUCGGGUGGAUUGCGAUGCAGAAGUGUCAAGUGGGGGAUGGGAGGAUACCUAAAUACCCUCAGGUUGUACAAUACCAUGAGAAGCCUCACGUAGAAGGACCUGACUACCAGAAGGUCACCUAUGUCUUGUACCUGAACGAAAAGGCGGACGCCCUCGGAAAGAAGGAGAAAGAGGUCCAAACCUCUCCUAGAACAGUGACUACGGCGGGAGACGUCAAAUUUCCUCAGGAGCCACCGAUAAAACAUAGAGUGAUCGAGGAGGAGGAUGAAUAUAAGGAGCUAUUACUAAAAGAGGAGAAACCACCCAAAGAAGAGAAGAAGAAAAAGGAGAAGAAAAAGGAGGAGAAGAAAAAGGAGGAGAAGAAAGUAGAGAAACCACGAGACAAGUCUCCAUCGGGAAAGAAGAAGUUGAUCAAGGAAUUUUACAAGAGAGACCGAUCUGCUUCCGGAGAUAGAAUCUUCCGACCGAUAGAUGACGAUAGGAAUCAGAUGGAAGAAAAUCCAGUGGUGGUUGAAAACUAUACGACGGACUACGUGCCUCCGGGCAACAAGAAACCCAAAACUGAGAAGGGGCGGAGCAAACCCAAGAGUUGGCAGUUGAGGGCGGAGGCAGGGAGUGAUGUGGAGGAUCAGGUCGUCGAUUAUGAAGGGUACGAGAGGGUGCAGAGAUGGGAGAUGUCGACGAAGGAAGUUCGGUGGGAGCCUACCAAGCCAGAGUAUUUGUAUGUGCCCAAGAGACGUGGGACUACUUGGUUGAGGGAUUGUUAAAUAAAACUUUAAAUUGCACUAAUUAA